AUGCGGGAAGUGUUUCUUUUCUUCUUUCAUUUGAAAAAUACGCUGGAUGAAGCUCUUCGAGAACUACAAAAAGUUUAUGGCAAUGCUGCUUUAAGCGAAACUAUAUGCUGUGAUUGGUUCAGUCAGUUCAUAGACAGUGGUUUCGAUAUUGAUGACUGUCAAAGUAAAGGAAAGCUAAAUUCAACGAAGUCGCUGUCUUCAAAUUUGUAUCUGAUUGAAUCAGUGGCUGAUGCAAAAUCCGCUAGCCUCAGCAUAAGCAGUUGCUCACAAAGUCAUUUACAAGUUAUCACAUCUAUUGAAAGUAUUUCAAAAGCAAGGAGCCUGGAUUCCUUAUUAGUUAAAGUCAAAAUGUUACAAAAAGAAGAGUUAUAUUCAUAG
Messenger RNA from Bombyx mori (domestic silkworm), 378 nucleotides. RefSeq lists its product as uncharacterized. The transcript has a single exon. The coding region runs from base 1 to 378 and encodes 125 amino acids. The record is from RefSeq and is a predicted model, not a curated record. NCBI's taxonomy places the organism in Eukaryota, Metazoa, Arthropoda, Insecta, Lepidoptera, Bombycidae.